Molecule: messenger RNA, 2431 nt
Organism: Microcebus murinus (gray mouse lemur)
Lineage: Eukaryota; Metazoa; Chordata; Mammalia; Primates; Cheirogaleidae
Gene: MTHFS
Product: methenyltetrahydrofolate synthetase
Biological process (GO): tetrahydrofolate interconversion; folic acid-containing compound biosynthetic process
Cellular component (GO): mitochondrion
Molecular function (GO): 5-formyltetrahydrofolate cyclo-ligase activity
Source: RefSeq, a predicted model, not a curated record
UUCUUAGCGGGGUCUGAUAUCAUGAGUCUUUUCUUUUUGAUCUGGGGGGCAGGCGCCACCAUCCUUACAAUAUCUUUUAUUAUUUCUUUUCCUUUGUGCCUUUCUGGAAUUCUUGUUAAUGAGAUAGUAAAAAAUCCUCAAUUGGUUUUCUGUAUCUCUUAACUUUUUUUUUUCUCAUUUUCCCUAUUUUUGUCCGUUUCACCUACUCCACGUCUUUCUCUUAAAUUGUUUUAAUUUUGCUAAUCACAAUUUUAAUUUCCAAUGAUUAUUUCUUACUCCUCUGAUUGCUCCCUUUCCAUAGCAGUCUGUUGUUGUUUUAUAGGUGUAAUUAUCUUCUUAGAUUUAUCUGAGAAAACUAAUUACAAUUUCAAAAAAUUCUUUGAUUAUCUCAGUUUCCUGCUGGGUCAUUCCCCUCUCCCCCCCCCCCUUUUUUUUUUACUCCUUCUAUUUUGUAUUUUGGCUUUCCAAAAUAUUUGAUGACCCUUUAUUGUGUAUACAUAUUUAUGAAUGAAGGCUUGGUAGCCAGUGGGGUUUCCUCUGUUGCUUGGAAUGGACUCUGCCUGAACCUGUCCUUGUUCUCUGAGUGUUGUGGUCUGCUGCUGUUUUAUCUAUAAAUACUGUCCCAUCCACUGUCUGCCUUACAUAAAUUACAUCUCUUGCUGUCUUCUCCUCAGUGCUAUAAUGGAUUUUCUUUUUUGGGGCUUCUUUACUUUCAUAUAAAUGGGAUUUGAGGAAGGUAAUGUGUAUGCACAGUCUCACACUGAAUUUUAACGGGUGUUUAUUACUGCUUAUUCAGCUCUUGAUUUUCUGUAUUCUGCUUUAAAGAAAACAAGAAAGACACUUAACUUUCUUAUAUAACUUUUACUUAACUUGAAUACCAAAAGCCCCAGGCCUGCCCAAGUUCUGGGUCUUGCAUUUCCUUUGCCUGUUUCAGGCCUCCUAACAGUAACUUCGCUGUAACUUCGCACUCAGAAAGCAGUAGUUCACUUCCUUCCUUAGCACUGGUUUGAUGGCUCUCAUCUGCUUAAUUUCUGUGUUUCCUUUUUCAUUAGGAAUAACUUGACCUUCUGUACCUGUAUCUUUCUGCCAGUCAUAUUUGUAAGCUGAUUUGCAGUAUUUUGUUUUUCUUCUUAACUUAGAGAAUAGGGAAGAACAGAAAAGGAGGGGCUUAAAACAAAGCUAAAGGGCUGACGUCUGAGUCUGGGUAAGGUGCUGAGAUUGCUAACUUUUCUGUGGUACGCACAGCUCAGCCUCCUGCCUGAGUGAUUCAGCCUAGCGAACAGUGGUUUCUUUCACCAGGAUCCUCUCUUCCCACCUGGCAUCUUUGUGGACAUUUUAACAUUCAUUCAAACAGAAGAAUUUUAGGAAACAGGAUGGGAAUGAUAGAGCUAAGAGAAAACUGUAAGCCAUGCUCUCUGCCUCAGGGAGUUUGUGGACCGGUCGGGGAUGCUACAUUUAGAGCACGUGAAACAAUCAGUGAUCAACUCAUGCGGUGCAGAAUUGUUAGGUUGUAUGUUAACUCUAAAUGUAGUAAGGGCUCUGCACCAGUUAGGAGAAGUGAGGGCUUGCGUUGGGCUUCAAAUGGGUAGAGUUGAGGAGUAAGAAGCCUGACAGUCUGAGGCGUGGAGAAGCUUGUGGGAGCCAACGUUCAGAGAUGAAGCAAGGACUCCAGGAGAAGCAAGUAGAAUGACUGAAGAUUACUGAAACGGGUGAUUGCCCACAGUCAGUAUCAAAAGUCCAAAAGAAUUUCCAUCUUUCUGAGCAUGCAAGAUGAAAUCGAGACAGAAGAUAUCAUCAGGGACAUUUUCCAACAAGGCAAGACCUGCUUUAUCCCUCGGUACCGGUUCCAGAGCAAUCACAUGGACAUGGUGAGGUUAGCAUCCCCCGAGGAGAUCUCUUCACUUCCCAAAACGUCCUGGAAUAUUCAUCAGCCCGGUGAGGGUGACAUGCGGGAGGAGGCCUUGUCCACAGGGGGACUUGAUCUCAUCUUCGUGCCGGGUCUGGGCUUUGACGCACACGGCAACCGGCUAGGGAGGGGCAAGGGCUACUACGACACCUACCUGAAGCGCUGUGGGCAGCACCAGGACGUGAAGCCCUAUACCCUGGCCCUGGCUUUCAAAGAACAGAUUUGCCCCCAGGUCCCCGUGGAUGAAAAUGACAUGAAGGUAGAUGAAGUCCUUUAUGAAGACUCCUCAACGUGUUACAUCAGAUGACUGCAGCUGAAUAAUCAGUAUUUCAUACGAGAGCAAAACAAAAUAUGUGCAUUUUUGCCUUGUCAAAAAUGAGUUGAAAUUGCACAUUAAUGUGAAAUGGACUGUGAUUUUAAAAUGUGAUUAUAAAAUACCUAACAGAAAGCUAUCUUUAAAAAUUAAUAGAAGUGUGAACAGUAGAAUAUUAAUUAAAAUAGAAGCUAUCACCAUAUGAUUUUCAG